UGUUGUAGAUUUUGCUCUCGUGGUCGGACGUGUGUGUUGCGCUGUAAAUUCGUUGCCAAAUAUAUUAUUUUUUUAAGUUUAAGACAAAAACAAAAAAAAUCUUAUUUAGAGCUGCUGCGCUGCGGUUGGCUAAUAAUAUACAUAAUUAUUUAAAAAAGAAUAAAACAAAUUACGAACGCACAAAUAAACAAAAACAAAUUUGCACAGAAUUAACACAAAACAAAAACGAUCAACAUGGAUCCCGAAGCAUUUUUAGAUAUGGCCAAUCAGGUCAUUAAAUUGAAAAUGUUUCCCUAUUUCGAUAUCGCACACAGUCUAUUAGCCGCCCUAGCAGUACGUGAAGAUUUGGGGUCAAAUGCUCAGGCUUUCUCACGUAAACAUCCCUUAGCCUGUUGGUUGUCGACAAUGUUGGUGAUAUUUUCCGGAGCUAUGGUAGCUAAUGGUUUAUUGGGUGAGCCCAUAUUGUCGCCAUUGAAAAAUACACCACAAUUAAUGGUGGGAACUGUGGUGUGGUACAUGGUAUUUUAUACUCCCUUCGAUAUUGGUUAUAAAGUGGCCAAAUUUUUACCCAUUAAACUAGUGGCCAGUGCUAUGAAAGAAAUCUAUCGUGCUAAGAAAGUCUAUGAUGGUGUUUCACAUGCUGCCAAAUUAUAUCCAAAUGCCUGGAUUAUCAUGAUUAUUAUAGGUACUUUAAAGGGUAAUGGUGCUGGUUUUACUAAACUAUUUGAACGUUUAAUACGUGGUGCCUGGACUCCAACUGCCAUGGAAUUUAUGCAACCCUCUUUCUACACAAAGGCUUCACUUUUGGCUUCCAUUAUCUUUGUUUUGGAUAAGAAAACUGAUUGGAUUUCUGCUCCACAUGCCUUGGUCUACUUUGGCAUUGUUAUCUUUAUGGUUUACUUUAAGUUGUCAUCGAUUUUAUUGGGGAUACAUGAUCCCUUCUUGCCAUUUGAAAACUUAUGUUGUGCCAUAUUCUUUGGCGGCAUUUGGGAUAGUUUGGCUAAGAUUUUGGGCCGCGGUCAAGCCAAAGAAGGCGAGGGCAAAGAUGUUAAGAAAAGCAACUAAAAGACUUGCAAUACUCAGUAAAUUUAUAAUGUUAUAAACACAACAUCCUAACGAAAACGAAGUCGAUUUAAAUUUAAAACAUGUUUUAAUUUUUCAACAAACAAAAAAACGAAAACGAAAUGCAACACAAAGAGACCUAUCCUAAGCCAAAUCAAACUAGACAACACCCAUUUAACGGCUACAAAACGAAAUACCUAAACAUUUGGCCAUUUGUUUUCCUCUUUUUUUAUAUAAAAUUCAACAAGAAUUUAUUUUAUUUUUAUUAACAAAAAAAAAAACUAGUCAUUGUCUAAGUUUUAGUUUAAAAGUCUUACUUAUUAUUUAGUAACCCAGUGGGUGGGUGUUUAUUAAAUAAUGACAUAAAGACUUUUAUUUUAAAUUUUAACCUUUUUUUAUAAUUUUUUUUUCUACAACAAUUGCAAUUUAUUAAAUACGCACACAGUAAUUGUUAGUUAUAAACAAAAUAAUAAUAUUUUAACAAUUAAUUACUUUUACAACAGCAACAACAACAUAACGAUCUUUAAACAACUUAUCAUUUUAUCUAAUAAAUUUUAAAUAAACAUUGACUUUUAAUGAAACCUACAAAUCUAAAACCAAAAAUUAUUUAAAUGAAAUUUUAUGUUUUAAACAAAUUAUUUCUAAAAUUAAAAAUUAUGUUUUCUUUUUUGUAAUUAGAUUUUAAGUGAUGUUUUGUUUUUAAAUAAUAAUGAUGUAGAUGAUCAUGAUGACAAAAGUUAAGAGUGCAAUGUAUUUGUAUGUAAUUGUGAAUUAUAAUUUUAAUUGUAUAAUACUUUUAAGAAUGAGCAAAAAAACAAAAACAAUAAUAAAACAAACCAACAACACCUUUUUUUGAGAUACAAAAAUAAA
Molecule: messenger RNA, 1932 nt
Organism: Lucilia cuprina (Australian sheep blowfly)
Lineage: Eukaryota; Metazoa; Arthropoda; Insecta; Diptera; Calliphoridae
Product: trimeric intracellular cation channel type 1B.1
Exons: 4
Coding region: 235-1065 (276 amino acids)
Biological process (GO): potassium ion transmembrane transport
Cellular component (GO): membrane
Molecular function (GO): potassium channel activity; identical protein binding
Source: RefSeq, a predicted model, not a curated record